CUCCGUCCAAUGCCUACCCGGAGCUGGGAGGAGGAGCCUGCGUAGUGUGCGUGUGAAGGGAGGAGGGAGCGGGCCCGGGCCAACGGUGUUUGACCCGUUUGUCGGUCGGUGAGUGGAAAGGAAGGGACCGAGGAGGUCCGGAGUAGCGGUGGCCGAAAUGUUCCGGUGUGGAGGCCUUGCGGCGGGUGCUCUGAAGCAGAAGCUGGGGCCCUUGCUGCGGACAGUGUGCGUCCGAAGCCCGAGACAGAGGAACCGGCUCCCAGGCAACUUGUUCGAGCGAUGGCAUGUUCCUCUAGAACUCCAGAUGACAAGACAAAUGGCUAGCUCUGGUGCAUCAGGGGGCAAAAUCGAUAAUUCUGUGUUAGUCCUUAUUGUGGGCUUAUCAACAAUAGGAGCUGGUGCAUACGUCUACAAGACUAUAAAAGAUGACCAAAAAAGAUAUAAUGAACGAAUAUCAGGGUUAGGGCUGACACCAGAAGAGAAACAGAAAAGGGCCAUAUCAUCUGCUCCAGAAGGAGAGCCAGUUCCUCAAGUCAGGGCACCAAGUCAUGUUCCUUUCCUGCUAAUUGGUGGAGGCACUGCUGCUUUUGCUGCAGCCAGAUCCAUCCGGGCUCGAGAUCCUGGGGCAAGGGUACUGAUUGUGUCUGAAGAUUCUGAGCUGCCAUACAUGAGACCUCCUCUUUCAAAAGAACUAUGGUUUUCAGAUGAUCCAAAUGUCACAAAGACACUGCGAUUCAGACAGUGGAAUGGAAAAGAGAGAAGCAUAUAUUUCCAGCCACCUUCUUUCUAUGUCUCUGCCCAGGACCUGCCUCACACUGAGAAUGGUGGUGUGGCUGUUCUCACUGGGAAGAAGGUAGUACAGUUGGAUGUGAGAGGCAACAUGGUGAAACUUAAUGAUGGCUCUAAAAUAACCUAUGAAAAGUGCUUGAUUGCAACUGGAGGCACUCCAAGAAAUCUGUCUGUCAUUGAUAGGGCUGGAGCAGAGGUGAAGUGUAGAACAACACUUUUCAGAAAGAUUGGAGAUUUUAGAGCCUUAGAGAAGAUUUCACGGGAAGUCAAGUCGAUUACGAUUAUCGGUGGGGGCUUCCUUGGUAGUGAACUGGCCUGUGCACUUGGCAGAAAGGCUCGAGCCUUGGGCACAGAAGUCAUUCAACUCUUCCCUGAGAAGGGAAAUAUGGGAAAGGUCCUCCCUGAAUACCUCAGCAACUGGACCAUGGAAAAAGUCAGACGAGAAGGGGUUCUGGUGAUGCCCAAUGCUAUUGUGCAAUCAGUUGGAGUCAGCAGUGGCAGGUUACUCAUCAAGCUGACAGAUGGCAGGAAGGUAGAAACUGACCACAUAGUAGCAGCUGUGGGCCUGGAGCCCAAUGUUGAGUUGGCCAAGACUGGUGGACUAGAAAUAGACUCAGAUUUUGGGGGCUUCCGGGUAAAUGCAGAGCUACAAGCACGCUCUAACAUCUGGGUGGCAGGAGAUGCUGCAUGCUUCUACGAUAUAAAGCUGGGUAGGAGGCGGGUAGAGCACCAUGAUCACGCUGUUGUGAGCGGAAGGUUGGCUGGAGAAAAUAUGACUGGAGCUGCUAAACCAUACUGGCAUCAGUCAAUGUUCUGGAGUGAUUUGGGCCCUGAUGUUGGCUAUGAAGCUAUUGGUCUUGUGGACAGUAGUUUGCCCACAGUUGGUGUUUUUGCAAAAGCAACUGCACAAGACAACCCAAAAUCUGCCACAGAGCAGUCAGGAACUGGUAUCCGAUCAGAGAGCGAAACAGAGUCUGAAGCCUCAGAAAUCACUAUCCCUGCGAGCACCCCUGCAGUUCCACAGGCCCCCGUUCCAGGGGAAGACUACGGCAAAGGUGUCAUCUUCUAUCUCAGGGACAGAGUGGUGGUGGGGAUCGUGCUAUGGAACGUCUUUAACCGAAUGCCAAUAGCAAGGAAGAUCAUCAAGGAUGGUGAACAACAUGAAGAUCUCAAUGAAGUAGCCAAACUAUUCAACAUUCAUGAGGACUGAAGCCCCACAAUAGACUAGGCAAGCACUUUACCAUCCCUGGCAGUGGGUUGGAUGGGUAAAGGAGCAUUUUAUAUUCAGCAAACUUUCUCUUGUGUAUGAACGUGAAUGAUCACGUCCUUUGUGAAUAUUUUCAACCAGGUAGGCGAAUUCAUGAAAUAAAAUUUGAUUCUUCUAAA
Cynocephalus volans (Philippine flying lemur) is the source of this 2175-nucleotide messenger RNA. RefSeq names its product apoptosis inducing factor mitochondria associated 1 (gene AIFM1). Gene Ontology annotation, biological process: apoptotic process; mitochondrial respiratory chain complex assembly. Bases 158 to 1999 code for a protein of 613 amino acids. The transcript is spliced from 16 exons. The record is from RefSeq and is a predicted model, not a curated record. Gene Ontology annotation, molecular function: protein dimerization activity; FAD binding; NAD(P)H oxidase H2O2-forming activity. Gene Ontology annotation, cellular component: mitochondrion; cytoplasm. Lineage: Eukaryota; Metazoa; Chordata; Mammalia; Dermoptera; Cynocephalidae.